AUGAAGCCCAUAAACAAUAAUAUUAAAAAUAAAAAUGUGAAUAAUGAAAAUAAUAAGAUAACUUUCAAAGUUAGAACGAUAUCGUCGACUAGGAAUAAUAAUAAAAAGCCAAGAAAAAUAAGGACAUGGGAUAAUCAUCAGGAGUUGAAGGAAAAACUAAUAAGUGCCAUUCAAAGAUACCUAGAUGCUGGAUAUCAAACAGAUUCCACUUCAAAAGAUUCAGGCAAAACAUCAAAACGAAUAGCUCAACUUUGUAAAGUAAUGGCAGAGCGGCUGUCUCUAAAAACACUAAAGAAAAUAUUGAAACCAAGUGAGAAAAAGAAGAAACAGAAACAAGUGGUUUCCAGUGCACUCAAGAAAUUGAUUGGUUACCUCACUGACAAUUGUCUGGAGCUAGAAGGUAUCUGUAGAAUCAGUGGUAACAUAACAAGAGUAAAAGAAUUGAAAAAGUCAUUUGAAAAUGAUGAAGAUGUAGAUCUUUCAAAGAUUGUAGAUAAACACACUAUCAGUGGUGCUCUGAAGAUGUUCUUGAGAGAUAUGGAUGAACCGAUUCUCACAUUCGAGCUGUACAAGAACUUCCUCGGUGCCUACGAUAUCAAAGACAAGAAUGCCAAGAUUGCCUUUAUCAAAUCACUUCUAUCUGCACUGCCAAAGGAGAAUCAAGAGAUAUUACAAAUGGUAUUGAAGUUCCUCUAUACUGUACAGUUACAUCAAGAGAAGAAUAAGAUGACAUCUGCUAAUAUAGCGAUUGUUUUCGCACCGACAAUGUUGAGACCAAAGGAAGAGUCGUUCGAAACGAUGAUGAAUGCAACCAACUAUACUAUGGAUAUUGUAAAGUCGAUGGUCGAGGAGUUCAAUGUACUAUAUGAGUUUAACAAUACUAUACUUUACAAGAUAUCGUCGGACGAUCUUGGAAAGUCGACAACCAAGAAGUCACUACAGGAGGAACUGGACGAAGCCAAUGCAAAGAUCGAUAAUCUGUUGAAGCAGGCGGCGGAAGAUGCAAGGGAACGAUCGGUUCUUGAGACCUAUUCGCAUCAGACCUACAAUAAGCUGCAAGAGGAACAAGAGAAUUACAAAGCGUUACAAGAGGAGAAGGAUAGCAUUGGUGAACUGCUCAACGAGCUGAGAGACAACGGUAAACAGAUGGAAGAGAAGAACAAGCUGUCAGAGGAGAAGCUACAACAACAGAGAGAUGAAGUCGCGCAACUAAAGAAGAAACUGGAGGAAUCCAACUCAAAGACAAAGGAAAAUGAAUCUCAACUACUAGAAUACAAUAAACACAAACAACAACUACAAGCAGAGGUAGAGAAGAUCAAGAAAGCAUUGGAUGAGCAAAAGAAGAUAAUAGAUGAGAAAUCAAAGGUAAUAGAAGAACAUAAGAAGACAAUAGAUGAGAAAUCAAAGGCGAUAGAAGAACAAAAGAAAGUAAUUGAUGAACAAGCGAAAGCAUUUGAUGAACAAAAGAGAGUAUUAGCACAAAAACAACAACAACAACAACAAGCAAGUGUAGCAGUAGUAAAUAAUAAUAGUAGUACAGAUAAGAAAGAACAAGAGAGAUUACAAAAAGAGUCACAAGAGAAAUCAAAGGAAAUAGAUAGAUUACAAAAAGAUAAUCAAGAGAAAGCUAAAGAUAUUAAAGUAAAGACUGAACAAAUCGAAAAGAUUACAAAAGAAAGAGAUGAAGCAUUAAAGAAGAAAUCUAGUAGUAGUAAUAGUAAUAACAAUUCAAAGGAAAUAGAGGAACUACAAAAGAAAUUAAAAGAAAAUGAAAAUAGAACUAUUCAAUUAGAGAAAGAAAAAGAGACAUUAAAUGAAACUGUAAAGAGUUUAUAUGAACAAGCAAAACAAUUGAAUAGUGCCAAUAAUAAUAAUAGUAAUAGUAAUGGUAAUGGUAAUGGUAGUACAGGAAUAUUUAAGAAAUCAGCUUUUACAAUUGGAAAGAGAUCAAAAGAAAAAGAGAAAGAAAAAGAAAAAGAAACACCACAACUUCAAGAUGAAGACGAUGUAACAGCAGUUAAACAAUUUGCAUUCUCUUGGAUGAUUCUGUCAUUGAAAUCAGAUGCAAUGGCACACGGAAAGAAUUGUAACAUUAGUUCAACAGAUGUAUUCGAAGAGUUGAUAUCAAAACGGAUCAAAGUUAAUCAAUGGACCGAUUUCGUCUCAAAGAAAUUAAAGGAAGUUGAAUAA
Heterostelium album PN500 is the source of this 2190-nucleotide messenger RNA. RefSeq names its product RhoGAP domain-containing protein (gene gacN). The record is from RefSeq and is a predicted model, not a curated record. The transcript has 5 exons. Gene Ontology annotation, cellular component: cytoplasm. The coding region runs from base 1 to 2190 and encodes 729 amino acids. Gene Ontology annotation, biological process: regulation of GTPase activity; signal transduction. NCBI's taxonomy places the organism in Eukaryota, Evosea, Eumycetozoa, Acytosteliales, Acytosteliaceae.